CGUGAAGUGUUUGAGUUGCAAACGGUGCAGCGGGGUAGGGAGCGUGGGAUUGGUUUGCUGAUUCCCCCCUAGCCACUGGAUCUUACACUCUUUUAUGUAUCUACAUCCCCAGCUUAAAUCCACUAACAGACCAUGUGCUCUCUAUGACGGAUGUUCAAUUGCUAAGCUAACUCUGCAUGUCAGCAGACUCUCCUUGGUAGAGCCAGGGGUUGUCGGAAACUCCAACCUAGCCCUUUUAUUUUUUCCUGUGUGUGUGUUCCUCUAGAACUUUCAAAACUGUUUCUCCAAAGGGUUUUGCAGAAACUCAGACUGUUUUCUAAAGCAGAAGCACCUCAGUCCACAGCAGUAGUGAUGGGCAGCGUGCGAACCAACCGCUAUAGCAUCGUUUCCUCAGAAGAGGAUGGCAUGAAGCUGGCAACCAUGGCAGUUGCCAAUGGCUUCGGGAACGGGAAGAGCAAGGUACACACUAGGCAGCAGUGCAGGAGCCGCUUCGUCAAGAAAGAUGGACACUGCAAUGUCCAAUUCAUUAAUGUGGGUGAGAAAGGACAACGUUACCUGGCAGACAUCUUUACCACCUGCGUGGAUAUUCGCUGGAGGUGGAUGCUAGUUAUCUUCUGCCUGGCUUUCAUUCUUUCAUGGCUUUUUUUUGGCUGUGUGUUUUGGCUGAUUGCUCUGUUGCAUGGGGAUCUGGAGGAGCCAGCAAACUACAAACCUUGUGUCUCCAAUGUGAACAGCUUCACUGCAGCCUUCCUCUUCUCCAUCGAAACCCAGACAACAAUUGGGUAUGGUUUUAGGUGUGUCACGGACGAGUGCCCCAUCGCAGUAUUCAUGGUGGUUUUCCAGUCUAUCGUAGGCUGCAUCAUUGAUGCCUUCAUCAUUGGGGCUGUCAUGGCAAAGAUGGCUAAACCAAAAAAGAGAAACGAAACUCUAGUCUUCAGCCACAAUGCUGUUGUGGGCCUGAGGGAUGGGAAGCUGUGCUUAAUGUGGCGCGUUGGAAACCUACGGAAAAGCCAUUUGGUUGAGGCACAUGUGAGAGCCCAGCUCCUUAAAUCCAGGGUCACCUCCGAAGGAGAAUACAUCCCUUUGGACCAAAUAGACAUCAACGUUGGGUUUGACAGUGGGAUAGACCGCAUAUUCCUGGUGUCCCCAAUUACAAUAGUCCAUGAAAUAGAUGAACAAAGUCCCUUGUAUGACUACAGUAAGCAAGACAUGGACAAUGCAGACUUUGAAAUUGUAGUAAUAUUAGAGGGCAUGGUGGAAGCUACCGCCAUGACUACCCAGUGCCGUAGUUCAUAUCUGGCAAAUGAAAUCCUCUGGGGCCACCGUUAUGAGCCUGUGCUCUUCGAAGAGAAAAACUACUAUAAAGUGGACUACUCUAGGUUCCACAAAACGUACGAAGUGCCCAACACGCCACUUUGUAGUGCCAGAGACUUAGCAGAAAAGAAAUACAUUCUCUCGAAUGCAAAUUCCUUUUGCUACGAGAAUGAAGUGGCCCUCACCAGCAAAGAAGAGGACGAGAGUGACAAUGGGGUGCCUGAAAGCAUGAGCACGGACACCCUCCCAGACAUGGACCAUCAUAACCAAGCUGGGGUGCCACUAGAACCUAGGCCAUUAAGGCGGGAAUCAGAAAUAUGACUGACUGACUUUUUCUCUGUUAUCUUUUGGUUUAAAAGAAAAAUAUGUCGGUCAAAGGCACAAUGAGCUGAGAGUUGGCCCAAAGCAGUUUUCAGAUGAUGGUACUGUUGAAGAAAGGCGUGAAGACAAGUGGUCCUGAGGAAUCUAAGCCAGUUUUAGGGCUGUCUUUACAGGAGAGAGAGCUGAAAAUGAACUCUAAACACGAAGCACUAAACAAUGUCUAAGCAUGAUCAGAAGGCACAUAUAUAUUGUAGAAUAAAUUAUGUAUAUAUUUUUUUACAAAACUUGAACUUGCAGGCGAGCUUUGGUUGGGUUAUUUUUUUUUUUUCAACUUUUUCCAGAAUGCUUCUCUCUAGGGAACAAGAAUGUUUUUAAUGGCAUAACAAAGGCAUGAAUCUGCCUUAUUAUUAUUAUUAUUGUUGUUAUUAUUAUUAUUUUAAGAAAGCUGCUGCUAACUACAUUGACACAAAUUGUAAUUUUUUUGUGGCCAUGUAGUUUUUUCUUUUUCUUUUGUGUAAUUUUUUUUUUAAAAAAUGUCAGCAUUGAACUUUGUGGGUUGAAAAGCUCGUGAUCACACUUCAAAGAGGCCAAUACGGCCGUAUAGUCUGAACUUCUUUUGAGGCCAGUAGUUUGAUAGCUAGAAUCAAUUUCUUUCUCUUUUCAGUUACAUAAGGGGCAUUAUGUAACAUCAGGCCAAUUGGUAGCCUCCAGGAAAAAAAAAAUUCCAGGAGCGGGGAUGGGAGGGGGCUGAUAGAGAAUUAAACUCUAUCUAAAAAUUAAGUUAAAACUACCUAAAUGGAUACCAAAGAAAAUGCACAGUUUUGCACAGUGGAGUUUAUUUAAAUGAAACAGGCUGCUUUAAACAAACAAAAUUUGAACCUCAGACUUCUUUUUAAAGGGCCUCAUUUCGCACCUUAUUCAGAAAAUAGAGUGUAAGACUCAGAUCUAAGUAAGCAAGACAUUUUCCCCCCUCUAUGGGAAAACGAGCUCCCUCUCUUUCUUUUUAUAAGAA
Molecule: messenger RNA, 2647 nt
Organism: Caretta caretta (loggerhead turtle)
Lineage: Eukaryota; Metazoa; Chordata; Testudines; Cheloniidae
Gene: KCNJ2
Product: potassium inwardly rectifying channel subfamily J member 2
Biological process (GO): regulation of monoatomic ion transmembrane transport; potassium ion import across plasma membrane
Cellular component (GO): plasma membrane
Molecular function (GO): inward rectifier potassium channel activity
Source: RefSeq, a predicted model, not a curated record